Monopterus albus (swamp eel) is the source of this 1233-nucleotide messenger RNA. Its product is annotated as 3 beta-hydroxysteroid dehydrogenase/Delta 5-->4-isomerase-like. Gene Ontology annotation, molecular function: oxidoreductase activity, acting on the CH-OH group of donors, NAD or NADP as acceptor. The coding region runs from base 226 to 1218 and encodes 330 amino acids. NCBI's taxonomy places the organism in Eukaryota, Metazoa, Chordata, Actinopteri, Synbranchiformes, Synbranchidae. The record is from RefSeq and is a predicted model, not a curated record. The transcript has 3 exons. Gene Ontology annotation, biological process: steroid biosynthetic process.
GGUAGAAGGGCUGAGGCUAGGACGGCAGAAGGUGCUGUCAUCCUCUCACACACUGAAAACAAAACUUCCAAGAAUACAAAAGUUGUAUUCUUUGUUGUCACUUUGAGAUUUCCUUUUACAAAGGCUCUUGAGAGCCCUCUAAAGACUUUUGCACAGGAUUGGGUUUUUUUUGUUUGGGUUUUUGUUUUGUGUGUGUCCCCGAUACCCAGAGAGAAUCACCCUGCAAUGUCUCUGAGAGGUGAUGUGUGUGUGGUGACAGGAGCCUGUGGAUUCCUGGGAAAGAGCCUGGUGAAGCUGCUGCUGGAGGAAGAGAAAAUGGCUGAGAUCCGACUGCUGGACAAACAUGUACAACCAGAGUUUCUGAAGAGUCUGGAGGAUUGUAGAAGUGACACAAAACUGAAUGUUUUCGAGGGCGAUAUCAGGGACUGUGAUUUUGUGAGAGAAGCCUGUCGAGGUGCAUCGGUCGUCUUCCACACUGCAGCCAUCAUUGACGUGACUGAAUCUGUGAAGUGGAGUGAGAUUUAUGGGGUCAAUGUCAAAGGAACACAGCUGCUUCUAGAGGCAUGUAUUCAAGAGAAUGUGGCGUCCUUCAUCUACACCAGCAGCAUUGAAGUGAUGGGACCAAACUCCAGGGGUGAACCCAUAUUUUAUGGCAGUGAGGACACAGUUUACGACUGCACUCUGAAGUUCUCCUACAGCAAGACCAAAAAGGAGGCUGAGCAGAGAACCCUGCAGGCUAACAGUGAGGUGCUUCAAAAUGGAGGCCAACUGGCCACCUGCGCCCUCAGGCCCAUGUACAUCUAUGGGGAGGACAGUCACUUCCUUUUGGGCCAUAUGCGUGACGGGAUCCGAAACAAAAAUGUUUUGUAUCGUACCUCUCGAGCAGAGGCCAGGGUGAAUCCUGUCUAUGUGGGCAACGUAGCUGUGGCUCACCUCCAAGCAGCUCGCUGCCUCAAAGAUCCACAAAAGAGAAAUGUUAUUGGAGGAAAGUUGUAUUUCAUUUCUGAUGACACACCACCCAUAAGUUACUCGGACCUUAACCAUGUCUUGAUGUCACCUCUGGGCUUCAGCAUUCAAGAGAAGCUCCCACUGCCGUUCUGUCUCCUCUAUGUAGCCUGUUUCUUUUUGGACAUUCUGUGCACGAUGCUUCGACCUUUCAUACGCAUCGCCCUGUGUCCUAGAGGUGAUGUUCAUAUACAGUUACUUUGCAACAGCUAAUAUGUUUUCUGUAGA